AGCGCCCUGCCUGCUCCAUCAACGUGAUACCUUUCAAAUACUUUGAUUUACUUCUUGAUAUGGCUCCUCAGAAAGAAGUAGUGCUCAAGCUAUCUUCGAUGCGCUACCUGAAACCAGGUGUUUCCGAAGAAGAAUUCCACGAAUACGCUAGCAAGCACCACGCGCCCAAAGCUGCGCUCAUUCAAGCUCGCCAUGGAGCGCUGAACGUAACUCAAUAUCAUACUCCCACGGCGUGUCGCCAACUCCUCCAAGAGAAACUUCCCUGGGCCGUCAGGCCUGGGUGGAAGAUAGACGACCACGACAUCACUAUUAGCGUCUGGGUGCGCUCCACGGACGACAUGCUGAAGAUUGUGAUGGAUCCAGAUUUUCAAGCGCUCGUGGCUGAGGAUGAGAUGACGACGGAUGGAUCGAAGGGUACUAUCAGCGCCGGGUGGGAGGAGAUGUAUGUCGAGGAUGGAAAGAUCGUGAAUGUGGAAGAGGGGAAGAGUACCGAAAUGAGCUUGGCAACUUCCUGGGCCUUUCGCAUUCGGUUGGCGUUGUGA
Molecule: messenger RNA, 542 nt
Organism: Trematosphaeria pertusa
Lineage: Eukaryota; Fungi; Ascomycota; Dothideomycetes; Pleosporales; Trematosphaeriaceae
Exons: 3
Coding region: 60-542 (160 amino acids)
Molecular function (GO): oxidoreductase activity
Source: RefSeq, a predicted model, not a curated record